AACGACCCCCCUCCAUUUUCUUCAGAUCUCCUCUCUUCUCUACACAUUUCACAACCUUUAUAUAGAGCUUCCACAACUUUUCAACGGUCCGGAGAAAGAAAAGGGCUGUAAGUUCUGCCAAUUAUAUAUCUCUUCAUGGCUUUAUUUCUUUGAAUUUUUGUUGCAAUCCAAAUUGUGAAUCAAGAGAUGAUCUUGGCCGUGGGUUUUAAGAGCUUUGAGAGUUUGGGAUAUUUCCUCUCGAGCUUGAUUUUGGGGGUUUGCCCUCCAACCAGGUAGCCUGGAGACCCGGGGGGCUACAUUUCUUUGAAGGGCAGUGAUUGUUUUUCCUUGAAUCUUUUUUGGAUGUGAGAUUUUGUGUGGGAUUUUCAAGUUUUCUGUUUUGAUCUUGGCUGAUAUAUACUAUAUAGAGUAUUAUGUAUGUAUAGAUUGUGGUUUCAAGAUCAAGGGUUCACAGAUGUCUGAGAAAGGUGGAAGCUUUAGGGCAAACCCCCUGGUUCAUAGGUGGUUUAAGCUGGUGAUGCUGGGGGCUUGUUUGGUAAUUUUGAUUCUAUGGGGCACUCAUAGUGUCAAUUUGAGUGUCACCAAUGCCCCCAAAAAUUUUGUUCUUCUGAAAUUCAAUGAUAGUUCUAAAGAAUUUAGGCCAGAAUUUAAAGAUUUAGGGUAUGCCAAUGCUUCCAAUUUGCCCCCCCAAGAGAAAUUGGGGAAUUUUAGUGAUAAUGAGAGGGGUUCUUCUAUAGAGCCUUCAGGAUCAAGAAUUGGGAAUUGGAUUUUGGCUGAGUUAGAGGAUAACUAUUCAUCAAAGCUUUUAGAUGCUUGGUUGGCUCCUGGGGGUGAGCCAUGUAAGGAUUCAAGGAGUGUGGGGAUUAGGGUUCCCGGUUUGGAUGGUCGUGAGGGCCUCGAGUUGUCUACGGGGGAUAUCCACGAGUUUGUUUUCCAGGCGUUGGACGAGAAAGGGCAGGCGCAUUGUUUGGGGGGCGAUUACUUUGAGAUUGAUUUGUCCGGGGAGAAAUGGAAGUCUAGGCCUCCCACUAAGGAUUUGGGCAAUGGUACUUAUAAGUUUUAUCUCCAAGUCCACCCUGAUUUCUAUGGGGAUUACAAUGUCACCAUAAUCCUAUUGUUUCAACAUUACGAGGGAAUGAGGUUUUCGCCUCAAAGAUUUGCGUUUGAUCGUGUCCUCCGAGUUAUCCCCAUCAAAUUCACCAAAUCCCCAACUGAAUUGCCAGCAAUCCCGCAAUGUGUGAGGUCUGAUCUUGCUAGAAUGGUUUGGUCUGGCAGGUGGACUCGGCAUGCCAAGAACGACAGCUGCCUCGUCGAUGAAGGCGGGCGGUUUAUAUGCCAAGACCCGAAUUUCCCUUGCCAAAAACCGUGGUGCCAUGGUCCGAUGGGCGUGCUGGAGAGCAACGGGUGGGUAUACUCAGCUCAUUGUUCAUUCAAGAUGUUCUCCACCGAGGAGGCGUGGGAAUGCUUGAACAACAAAUGGAUUUUCUGGUGGGGCGAUUCGAACCAUUGUGAUACGAUUCGCAACGUCCUUCACUUCAUUCUCGACGUCCAUGAUGUCCAGGUUGUUCCAAGAAGGUUUGAUGCCAACAUCACGAACCCGAAGAAUCCAUCCCAAACCGUCAGAUUCACCAGCAUCUUCAAUGGCCACCCGAACGACACGGGGAACUACCAGGGCUUGAAUUCACUAGUAAAUGCAAAGUAUAGAGAGAUGCUAAAAGGGUAUUUUUCGGGUAAUGUUGUUCCAGACACUAUAAUCAUGAAUUCGGGUUUGCACGAUGGGGUGUACUGGCCUAGCGUUCGCACUUUCAUCAGGGGCGCAGAUUACUCAGCAGCGUUUUGGUCCGAGGUGAUCCAAGGGGUGAAGCAGAGGCAUAAGGUGCCACCAAAACUUCUAUACCGGACCACAGUGACAACCGGUGGCUAUGCAAGAACAUUGGCUUACAAUCCCCAAAAAAUGGAGGCAUUCAAUUUGAUUGUGUUGGAUAAGCUAAGGGCAUACGCCGCCUUGGACAUUGUCAUCGACGAUUUCGACAUGACCUUUCCAUGGCACUACGACAAUAGGUGCAACGACGGGGUCCACUAUGGCCGAGCCCCCGCCAAGCUCGUGUGGCGGGAUGGCCAGAUCGGGCACCAGUACUUCGUCGACCUCAUGCUCGGGCACGUGCUGCUCAACGCUAUGUGCACGAGAUGGUAACGCUCGAUCUUCGUGCAAGAUGGAUCGUCGGCUGGCUGCUGGACUGCAGAUGCAAGCUAAUUGAAGUCAUGUGUUUGGUGAGGAAUUGACAAUGAAGCAACCUUUUACCCAUUGAGCUGAAAAGGAUGUUAUUGGCAGUCUCUCAAAUAUUAACUGCUAGUUCAACCACCCCAUCCAACAACUGUCCACUACUCACCCAACUCUCAUAUUGUUAUAUUAAUGAUUAUAGGUAAACUGAAUUCAUGACUAUUGAGGUACGAGAAUUCUGCUACAGCCAGUCGAUCAUUCAUUGAGUCAAAAUCUUAAGAGCCCAAGGUUGAGUUAGUAUCUCAUAUUUUCGUACAAUCAGGCAUCAAGAAUGAGUCAAUGCCACUCAAUAGAGUAUCAAAACAUGUGAAGACCUAAUUGUAAAUUUUUAAAAUUUAUUGACAUUAAUCUA
Molecule: messenger RNA, 2633 nt
Organism: Ipomoea triloba (trilobed morning glory)
Lineage: Eukaryota; Viridiplantae; Streptophyta; Magnoliopsida; Solanales; Convolvulaceae
Exons: 2
Coding region: 455-2194 (579 amino acids)
Source: RefSeq, a predicted model, not a curated record